This is a messenger RNA of Thermochaetoides thermophila DSM 1495, 495 nucleotides long. RefSeq lists its product as uncharacterized. The coding region runs from base 1 to 495 and encodes 164 amino acids. NCBI's taxonomy places the organism in Eukaryota, Fungi, Ascomycota, Sordariomycetes, Sordariales, Chaetomiaceae. The record is from RefSeq and is a predicted model, not a curated record. The transcript has 2 exons.
AUGGUACAUGCAACCCCCAAUAAAAGUGUCGAACGAGGAAGACCUGACUCCCCGGAUUUUAACGACCUGGGCAAUUACACCUGGACUAUCGAAUGCGCCAGGGCUGUUCCGAUUAUGAAGGUCAAACCGAAGCUGGUCGAAAUACCCCCGCGCAAGGGUCAUAUCUAUGGGCAGAGCGUCCCCCAGCCCCAGCCUGGUAAGAGCUCCGGAAAUCUCAAGGGCUCGACGACAGUGAGUAAUCGGCACCCCUGGAAACCAGUGAGUUUAUCGAAGGACUUUGGCGAGGUUGCCGAAUCAUUGACGUUGCAGGCGCAUAAGCCCAGGAUCUUCCAGAGCGGACUUCAGGCUGCGAUCUACGCUACACUUUACCCAGAGAGGAGGAGAAAACUGCAGGAGUCAUUAGAUUUUGAUGAUGGAGUUGAGCAUACUGACUCUGGAUAUCUUGAAGAUGCGGGUGACAGUGAGAAAGGCGAUAAAGGCGCUCAUGAAUUCUGA